GACGUCCGGUGUCAACUGGAGAGUCCUUCUCCUCCUUCCCAAACCGCCAAAAGACGGCUGUCAAUGGCAAGCCGGUGACGGAGGUGAAAAGGGAGAAACGCUCAGACCAUCCAGCUGGAGAGUCCUCCUCAUUCUCCCUCCCGAAACGCCAAAAGACAUCUCAACGCGUCACCAAGUUCAACGACUACCUCGACAUGUACUCCGACUCCGACCUCGACCUCCCUUACCCCCAACGACCCCACUUUCCCAACUCCACCCCACCCGCCCUCUACGCCUCCGUCCCCCUCCAUCCCCACGGUUCAAUCCCCGCCCCAAUGGCCCAAUACCUCCGCGACUACCAACUCGACGGCGCACAAUUCAUGUACUCCAAAUUCGCCUCCCACACCGGUGGGAUAUUGGGCGACGACAUGGGUUUGGGCAAGACGGUACAGGUCGUCGCGUUUCUGACGGCGGUGUUUGGGAAGAAGGGGGAUGAGCGGGAUAGGAAGUUGAUGAGGAAGAUGAGGGGUGGGGGAAGGGGGUAUCCGAGGGUUUUGAUUGUUUGUCCUGGGACGUUGAUUAGUAAUUGGAUGAGAGAGCUUGAUACGUGGGGAUGGUGGCACUUUGGCAAAUAUCACGGUGACAAAAAGGACGCUGAGUUGGCUGCGGCCAAGGCUGGGAGGCUGGAGGUGUUGAUUACGACGUAUACCACGUACAAGAUGAACGAGGAGAGGAUCAACCAAGUGUAUUGGGAUGUCUGCAUCGCGGAUGAGUGUCAUAUUAUCAAGGAAAGCCAGUCGGAGGUCACGAAGGCUAUGAACAUGGUCAACUCACAUACACGGAUCGGACUUACCGGAACUGCGAUCCAGAACAACUACGAAGAACUUUGGGCCCUUUUGAAUUGGGCAGCACCAUCUACCCUCCCAGACAUAAGUGCAUGGAAACGCACAAUCUCUGAACCGCUCAAGAUCGGGCAGUCUCAUGAUGCGACGAAUGCACAACUCGCGAAAGCACGGAAGGUUGCGUGGCAGUUGAAGACGAACCUCCUCCCACGGUUUCUCAUUCGACGAACGAAGAAGUUGAUUGCGGAUCAGUUGCCGAAGAAAGUUGAUAGAGUCGUGUUUUGCCCUCUGACGGAAACACAAAAAGAGGCGUACCAGAAUUUGCUGGAUACGGAGGAUGUCGAUUUCAUUAUCCGACGUGGGGAUAAAUGCGAGUGUGGGAGUGGGAUGGCGAGGAGUCAGUGUUGCCAUCGUACCACGAGGGCGGGGUUAACGUUGCAGCAACUCAUUUUUCCGUAUAUGGUUCAGAUCCAGAAAUUGGCGAAUCAUCUCGCGCUCAUCAUCCCGAGGAAUGAAGAUACGGAUGAUGCACGGGCUCGGGAUGCGAGGAUACUGGAGGAGUGCUUACCGCACAGACACAAAGAGUUGAUGAGACGUGAGUCCAUCAUUAAUUCUGCUGAUCCAGAGCUAUGUGGGAAAUGGAAGGUGUUGGAGAAGUUGUUGGCGCAUUGGUAUGCCGAAGGGUCCAAAGUCCUCAUCUUCUCGUACUCGACACGGCUAUUGGGGAUGUUGAAUGAUUUGAUGAUGAGGUUACACUACACCUACUGCUACCUCGAUGGCUCAAUGCCCCUCGAUGCGCGGACAGACGUCGUCGACAAAUUCAACUCCGACCCGCACCAGUUUGCGUUUUUGAUCUCGACGAAGGCGGGGGGCGUGGGGUUGAAUAUCGUCUCCGCAAACAAGGUUGUGAUAUUUGAUCCGAAUUGGAACCCGGCGCAUGACUUGCAGGCGCAGGAUCGGGCGUUUAGGAUUGGGCAGUUGAGGGAUGUGGAGGUAUACCGUCUCAUCUCGGCGGGUACGAUCGAGGAGAACGUUUAUGCCCGUCAAAUCUACAAGCAGCAACAGGCGAAUAUCGGGUACGAAGCCAGUGAGGAGCGGAGGUAUUUCAAGGGUGUCAUGGGCGCCGAGGGACGACAGGGCGAGUUAUUUGGGUUGGGGAACAUGUUUACGUAUGACUCGGGGCGUAUGCUCUUGAAGGGCAUCGUGAAUAAGACGAAUGUGAGGGAGCAGCAGUAUGAUAUCGCAGAUAUGAAUGUCGGUGAUGCUGAUCAGCAGGAAGGAGCUGAUGAGGAUGGGACGUCUGGGACGAGUCAGAUUGCGAAAUUGCUAGAGACGGGGAAUGAGGAUGCUGUGUAUCGGAAGAGGACGGUUGACCCGGUGACUGCGAUUUUGUCGGAGGUUGGGGUGGAGUAUACGCAUAACAACUCGGAGAUCAUUGGUCCGUCGGAGUUGGAGGCGAAGAUCUCGAAAGCUGCUGCGACGGCAGCGGAUAAUGACGCUCUUGCCUCGAAGCCGGCCUAUCUACAAGCGAGUGGGGAUCAGGAUAAGUAUCAGGUCGGGAAUGUCCCGAGGGAUGUUGCGAUGAGGCAGUUUAAUAGUAUGGCUUUGGCUGAGGGGUAUAGUCUGGAUGGAGAAGGAAGGGAGGAGUUUGCGUUGAGGGUGCUGGAGAUGACGAGUGCGGAGAGACAGAAGUUGUUGAGGAGGUUUUAUGCGCAGAGGCGGGAGUUGCUGGAUGAUCAAAGGUGA
Molecule: messenger RNA, 2567 nt
Organism: Saitoella complicata NRRL Y-17804
Lineage: Eukaryota; Fungi; Ascomycota; Saitoellomycetes; Saitoellales; Saitoellaceae
Exons: 4
Coding region: 195-2567 (790 amino acids)
Molecular function (GO): ATP-dependent chromatin remodeler activity; ATP binding
Source: RefSeq, a predicted model, not a curated record